Messenger RNA from Trichosurus vulpecula (common brushtail), 4035 nucleotides. RefSeq names its product activin A receptor like type 1 (gene ACVRL1). Gene Ontology annotation, molecular function: transforming growth factor beta receptor activity, type I; ATP binding; SMAD binding. Lineage: Eukaryota; Metazoa; Chordata; Mammalia; Diprotodontia; Phalangeridae. Gene Ontology annotation, biological process: cellular response to growth factor stimulus; heart development; angiogenesis. Gene Ontology annotation, cellular component: BMP receptor complex; plasma membrane. The transcript has 10 exons. The record is from RefSeq and is a predicted model, not a curated record. The coding region runs from base 417 to 1904 and encodes 495 amino acids.
AAUAGGAAACGGUAUAUUAGAGGAGAGGGGAGGGAGUGGCGGAGCAGGGCCAGGCAGGAAGAAGCUGGAAGAAGGCACUUCGCAGCUCUUGCCCGGUCUUUCCCGAGAGCCGGCUGGCCGAGCGAGCGGCCCCCGGGGCCCGGCGGGGCUGGAGAGAGGAUCGAGAGCAUCCCCACCCUAUCUCUGGGUUCCCAAGGGCCCCAGGACCCCAGAGAGCGGCCCGGCGGCCCAGCAUCCGCAGCUCAGAGGAGGAGGAGGAGGAGGAAGAGGUGUCAGGGGCGUGGGAGGAGGAGAGGAGCUGGCCUGAGUCCACACCUCCCUCCCCCCACCCCCCCAACCCCCAGUCCCAGGGCUGCUAGCCCUCAGGCCACAGCCUAGGGCAGAGCAGGGAGGAGGAGGCCCUGAGUUCCCCUGGGAUGGACCUACUCGUGCUGCUGCUGGCUCUGGGCCUAGCUGAUGGUGGUUCGGCACUGUCCUCACCCAACUCUCUCUUGACCUGUGCCUGCGAGAACUUCAACUGCAAGGGGUCUUCAACGUGCCAGGGGUCUUGGUGCACUGUGUGGCUGAUAAAAGAGGCGGGGGGACAACCCCGGGAGACCCGGGGCUGCAGUAACCACCACCAUGAGACGUGCCUCGGACGGCCCACCGAGGCCUUUGCCCACUACUGCUGCUACCAGCCUCUCUGCAACCUCAACAUCUCCCUGACGCUACCAACCCCACCAGAGGAUCCCCAUCAAACUAACCAUCUGCCACUGAUCUUGGGCCCUGGGCUAGCUUUGCUGGUCCUCCUGGGGCUGGGGGCCCUGGGCCUGUGGCGCCUCAGUCGGAGGCGUGAGAAACAGAGAGCCUUGCACAGUGACCUGGGAGAAUCCAGCCUCAUCCUGAAGGCAUCGGAGCUGGGGGACAGCACACUGGGGGACCUUUUGGACAGUGACUGUACUACGGGCAGCGGCUCUGGCCUCCCCUUCCUGGUCCAGCGGACAGUGGCUCGGCAAAUAGCUCUGGUGGAGUGCGUGGGCAAGGGCCGCUAUGGUGAAGUGUGGAGGGGCCUGUGGCAUGGUGAGAGUGUGGCUGUCAAAAUCUUCUCCUCCAGAGAUGAGCAGUCCUGGUUCCGGGAGACUGAAAUCUACAAUACGGUCCUACUCAGACAUGACAAUGUUCUUGGCUUCAUUGCUUCUGACAUGACAUCCCGCAACUCCAGCACCCAGCUGUGGCUGAUCACCCACUACCAUGAGCAUGGCUCCUUAUAUGACUUCCUGCAGAGGCAGCCACUGGACCGAGGCCUGGCCCUGAGGCUGGCCCACUCCAUUGCCUGUGGCCUGGCCCACCUUCAUGUGGAGAUCUUUGGAACCCAGGGCAAGCCGGCCAUCGCCCACCGGGACCUGAAGAGCCGCAACGUCCUGGUCAAAAGCAACCUCCAGUGUUGCAUAGCGGACCUGGGCCUGGCAGUAAUGCACUCCCAGGGCAGUGACUCCCUGGACAUUGGCAACAACCCUCGGGUGGGCACCAAGAGGUACAUGGCGCCAGAAGUAUUGGAUGAGCAGGUUCGCACAGACUGCUUCGAAUCCUACAAGUGGACAGACAUCUGGGCCUUCGGUCUGGUGCUAUGGGAGAUAGCGCGCCGGACCAUAGUGAAUGGCAUCGUGGAGGACUAUAGACCACCGUUCUUUGACAUGGUCCCCAAUGACCCCAGUUUUGAAGAAAUGAAAAAGGUGGUUUGUGUUGACCAGCAGACCCCCAACAUUCCCAACCGACUGGCUGCAGAUCCGUUCCUUUCAGGUCUGGCACAAACGAUGCGGGAAUGCUGGUACCCUAAUCCUUCAGCCCGCCUCACAGCCCUGCGUAUCAAGAAGACCCUACAGAAACUUUGUGCAAACCUAGAGAAGCCCAAAGUGAUUCACUAGAUGUCUGGUGCCCAUACCACCUAUGCCCUGGGGAGGGCUGUAUGGAGCUGUCUGGGUUGGACCUCUCUUUCACCACUACAGAGUCUGCUUUCCUUAUUAUCCAGGAUCUUAGGAGGAGAGGAAUGGGGAGGGUGGUCCCCUGAGAGGGCAGCUACGGCUGCUGGACUCCACGCCUCCAGCCCCCAGCUCUCCUAGCCAAAAAUAUUGCUGGGCCUGUAAUCUGAUGCCAGGGCAUCUAGCCCAGUCUGAAGGAACAGUCUCCCUGACGCCUGGCUUUCCCCCACCCCCAGCACACCCACACUGACCCCUCCUUCCCCAGGAAGCCUAGAUCCCAGCUGGCCCCAGCUGCAGGAGAACACUGCCCUAAGACGGGAUCACAGGGAAGCCACCAACACCUAACUGGGGUAAGAGGUAGGGAAUUCCCAUUCACCCUGCCACCCAAUUCCCCUGGUGUACUAGUGCACACACCAACAUGGAGACAGAAACCCCAUUCUGUUCUGCUUCACCUGCUGUUUGUGCCCUUUGCCAUGCCCAGAGGGUCAGCAGAGAGGGUGCAAGGUCCCAAAUCCCUUCCAGAUGGCAUCCUUCCAAGGUAAGCCCCCUUGUGAACAAUGCCACAUCAUAUGCCCCCUGUGCCAUGACCCUAAGCACAAUGCGUACACUUUAUCAUCUAGUUGCAUCAAGGAGUGGGGUAGAGCCAGCAUACCUCUGCCUAAGGGGUCCUGUGGACUCAAUUCCAAAGUGUCUCCUCCCACCCCACCCCCGGGUUCUUGCUCUCCCCAGAUGUCAUCACUGCACAGAGAAUAUCAAUCAUGUGGGAAGCCACCUAGGGUCACUGAAUCCUGUCCAAGCCAAAUAUCCUCGACCAAGGGACAACCUCUACUUCAAACCACUUAACCUGGAAUUAAACCUCAAAUUUUCAAGCUUCUUCCAAGUCAGUGCUGAGCCAGAGUGAGUCUGGUACCUUUGUUAGCAAGUCAUAGAAAGGUGGUGAUGGUAUUGAGAGGUCAGAAAAGGCUAGCAUCCAGCCUGAGGGGGCUACUGAAAUACAUAGACGGCUAUACUUAGAGCUUUCUGAGCCUGUCUAAGGCUCCACGCCUCCCCAAUACAAAUUCAUCUUCCCUCAUCCCUUGCCAACACACGGCACUAAUAGCCAGUAGCUGAUUCUAUCUAGGUCUGGGAGAAGACAAAAAAAGAGCCUGCCUACUUUUUAAUAGCCCCAGUGCUGGGGCCAACUCAGCAUUUAUUCCCUGCCACUUGGGGUAUCAUCCUCAGACCUUUUAGUCCACAAAUUCACCACUGUAUUUAAUGCCAAUAAUAUCCUGAUUGCAGCCCCUCCCACUGGGAAAAGUGACUGCCCAUACCACCCACUGCAUGUAUAAAAUGAAGAGACUGAAGUAGAUAAUCUCUAGGGUCCCCUCCAGUUCAAACAGUCCAUGACGAGUCCCUGACCUUGAGAAGUCUCCAGCUCUGGUGUUAGUAACCACAUCCUUGGCAAGGCCCCCAAGUGUUCAACCCAAACUCUCCUUAGCUUAGAGGAAGCACAGAAUCAGAGACAUGAAGUCAGAAGGGACCAUUAAGGUCAUCUAGUUCAAGUCCCUUAUUUUAUGCAUGAUGAGACUUUGGCUCAGCAUCCCCUAAUGCCCUUGGCACCAUGGGAUGGAGUGCUAAGACCUGGAAAUUUGACUAGGCUGAUGGGCUGGUGUGCAUGUCUGUAUAGAGCCUGGGGGUGUGGGGUUGAGGGGAGGAUGUGGCGGAGUGUGUUGGAAAAUCCAGUACAAACCUAGGCUCCAGAAAGUCCAGGUCCAGAGUCCAGGGUACAUUGGCAAGCGUUUCCUGUGUCCUUGGAAGAUUUCCCUCGCCCUUGAAAAGCUGCAUCCUUCUCUCAUAGCACUUCGAGAUCUAAAGCUGGAGAGCAACAUGAAGAUUGCCGUGUUCCUUGAGGAAACUCAAAGGGAAGGGAAGGCAAAUCCAUUGAUCAACAGGCAUUUAUUAAGCUUCUGCUAUGUUCCAGGCACUAUGAUAGGCACUGAGAAUACAAAUAUAAUAAAUGAAACAAUUCUUUUUCACAAGUAGCCUAUGUUCUAAUGGAGAAAAGAAGUACAUAUAUAAGUAUACAGAAUAAAUAUUU